AUGUCUCCCCAGUUCGAGAUCCCGAAGACGCAGAAGGCGGCGAUCGUCGAAGGCCCCGACUCCCCUCUCAAGAUUGUCCCCGACCACCCCGUCCGCCAGCCCAAGGACCUCGCACCGGGCGAGUGCCUCGUCCGCCUCGAGUGCACCGGUGUCUGCCACACCGACCUGCAUGCGCGCAAGGGCGACUGGCCGCUCAAGGCCAAGCUUCCCCUGAUUGGUGGCCACGAGGGUGUCGGCACCGUCGUCGCCAUCGGCGAGCACACGCAGAGCCCGCCCGUGAAGCUCGGGGACCGCGUCGGGAUCAAAUGGCUCGCGUACUCGUGCCUCGACUGCGAGCUCUGCAGGAAGGGCCUUGAGCAGAGCUGCCCGAACCAGCAGCUGAGCGGGUUCACGACCGACGGCACGUUCCAGCAGUACGUUGUCUCCUGGACGAGCCAUGUCACCCCCAUCCCCGACGCCCUCGACUCGUACGAGGCCGCCUCCAUCCUCUGCGCCGGCGUCACCGUCUACCGCGCCCUCAAGUACUCGCACACCCACAUCGGCGACUGGGUCGCCAUCCCGGGUGCCGGCGGAGGCCUCGGCCACCUUGCCGUCCAGUACGCGACCGCCAUGGGCCUCCGCGUCCUCGCCGUCGAUACGGGCGCGGAGAAGCGCGAGCUCGUGAAGAAGCUCGGCGCGGAGGCGUGGGUCGACUUCCGCGAGAGCAAGGACAUCGUCGCGGACAUCCGCGCGGCGACGGACGGGCAGGGCCCGCACGCCGCGAUCGUCACCGCCGCGAACAGCUCCGCGUACGCGCAGGCCGUCGACUACCUCCGCCUCGGCGGGAACCUCAUGGUCGUCGGCCUCCCCGCACACGCCUCCCUCAGCGCGGACAUCUUCUUCACCGUUACGAAGAGCAUCAGCAUCUACGGCUCCUACGUUGGCAACCGUCAGGACGCGCGCGAGGCGCUCGACAUCGCCGCCCGCGGCAAGGUCAAGUGCUACUACGAGACCCGCAAUCUCGACUCGCUCCUCGAGACGUACGAGAGCCUCGAGAAGGGCGAGAUCGUCGGCCGCAUUGUCCUUAAGAUACGCGAGUAG
This is a messenger RNA of Rhodofomes roseus, 1080 nucleotides long. RefSeq names its product GroES-like protein. Gene Ontology annotation, molecular function: oxidoreductase activity. Lineage: Eukaryota; Fungi; Basidiomycota; Agaricomycetes; Polyporales; Fomitopsidaceae. The transcript has 5 exons. Bases 1 to 1080 code for a protein of 359 amino acids. The record is from RefSeq and is a predicted model, not a curated record.